This is a messenger RNA of Egretta garzetta (little egret), 3665 nucleotides long. RefSeq names its product PPFIA binding protein 1 (gene PPFIBP1). Gene Ontology annotation, biological process: neuromuscular junction development. The record is from RefSeq and is a predicted model, not a curated record. NCBI's taxonomy places the organism in Eukaryota, Metazoa, Chordata, Aves, Pelecaniformes, Ardeidae. The transcript has 26 exons. Gene Ontology annotation, molecular function: protein binding. Gene Ontology annotation, cellular component: presynaptic active zone.
AGUGGUACUUGCUCAAGAGCAACAGUGAAGAUCAGCAUUAAAUCUGCUCUUCUGGGUCGAAUUGCAGACUUGAGGCUCUGGAUCCAACUCACACUAUCGGUGUUUUGUUGCUCCUUAUAGUGUAACUGCUGAUUGUCCCUGAGAAGAGAGAAGAUGAUGAGUGAUGCAAGUGACAUGCUCGCUGCGGCUCUGGAGCAGAUGGAUGGCAUUAUAGCAGGUUCGAAGGCGCUGGAGUACUCCAAUGGCAUCUUUGACUGCCAGUCCCCCACCUCUCCCUUCAUGGGGGGCCUGCGGGCGCUGCACCUGGUGGAGGACUUGAGGGGCUUGCUGGAGAUGAUGGAAGCGGACGAGAGAGAGGGGCUGCGCUGCCAGGUCCCGGACUCGACAGCAGAGGCUCUGAUCGAAUGGCUCCAAAGUCAAAUGACUAAUGGACAUAUAUCUGGGAAUGGAGAUGUGUAUCAAGAAAGGCUGGCUCGUCUGGAAAAUGAUAAGGAAUCUCUUGUUCUACAAGUAAGUGUGCUUACGGACCAGGUGGAAGCCCAAGGAGAAAAGAUUCGGGAUCUGGAGUUCUGUCUAGAGGAGCACAGGGAGAAGCUGAAUGCCACGGAAGAGAUGCUGCAGCAGGAACUUUUAAGCAGAACAUCCCUUGAAACUCAGAAGCUGGAUCUUAUGGCAGAGAUUUCCACUCUGAAGUUAAAGCUUACAUCUGUAGAGAAGGAUAGAGUGGACUAUGAGGACAGAUUCAGAGACACAGAGGAUUUGAUCCAAGAAAUAAAUGAAUUACGGUUGAGAGUGGGAGAAAUGGACAAUGAAAGACUCCAGUAUGAGAAAAAACUGAAGACAACCAAAGAUGAGCUAGCAGCUUUGAAAGACAAACUAGAGCAGAAGGAAGCCGAGGUAAAAAGGUUGCAAGAAAAAUUGGUUUGCAAGCUGAAAGGAGAAGGAAUUGAAAUACUGGACAGAGAUAUAGAGGUACAGAAAAUGAAGAAGGCAGUAGAAUCUCUAAUGGCGGCAAAUGAAGAGAAGGUAGCAAAGUCAUUAUUUUUUCAGUAAUCAUUCAUUAGAUUGAGAAGAUCUUCACAUAUGAACUUAAUUAAAGCCAGCAAGUUUCCAUCUUCUCUCUCUUCAGGCAAGGAAAGUGACGGUGAAGACUUCUUGAAUUCGGGGUCUGUUUCCACGGUUUUAUUGGACACACCAAGUCUGACUGACCCAGAGAAAAGCCCAUCCCCGACCCCAGUAACAGCAUCUCCAAUCCACGAUGAGUUUAACAUGAAUAUUCAUGAGGAGAAUUCCUUACAGAUCCACACCAGUAUUUUACAGAUUUCAAUCCCUUCUUUUUCAUCAACAUCCAAGAGCUCAGAAACUGUUGCAGAGAAAGUGAAAACACAGCCUAGGCCAGAUCCUGCAAGUGAACUGAGUGAAGGAAGAUCAACAGGUUCCUCCCCAGAAACUCAGCUGUGUGAUAGUCCAGUAACUUCUUCACUGCAGAAGUCCAGCAGUCUGAGCAGUUUGAGAAAAGAGGCAUCUGAAGCGGACAGAGACUCUGCACCGAAGCCAACAGAGGUUAAGCCUCCUAUGGAAGUUAAUAAUUUCGCAACCCUCCCUCCAAAGUCUCCUUCUCAUGGUGGCACAGGCGAUGAGGAUAGUUUUGGUACCCGUAAGGCCAGAUCUUCGUUUGGACGAGGCUUUUUCAAGAUAAAAAAUAACAAGAGGACUGCGAGUGCCCCCAAUCUGGCUGAAACGGAGAAGGGAUCUGCAGACCACUUGGAUCUGGCUGGCUUGCCCCCUCGCCCAAAAGAAACGGAUAGUCUACAGAUGACUCCACCUUCUCCAGAUUCCAAGAAAAAGGCCAGAGGGAUCAAGAAGUUAUUUGGAAAACUUAAAAGAAGUCAGUCUACUACCUUCAACCCAGAUGACAUGUCCGAGACGGAGUUCAAAAGAGGAGGGACAAGAGCAACGGCGGGGCCACGGCUGGGCUGGUCUCGAGACCUGGGGCAAUCUCACAAUGAGCUGGACAUGCCAUUCGCAAAGUGGACGAAGGAGCAGGUUUGCAACUGGCUCCAGGACCAAGGGCUAGGCUCGUACAUUAGUAAUGGCAAACACUGGAUACUGUCUGGGCAAACGCUUCUGCAGGCUUCUCAGCAGGAUCUGGAAAAGGAGCUUGGGAUAAAGCACCCAUUGCAUCGGAAGAAGCUCCAGCUUGCUCUGCAGGCACUUGGGUCUGAAGAGGAAAACAAUCAUGGAAAACUGGAUUACCACUGGGUUACCAGGUGGCUGGAUGACAUUGGCCUCCCCCAGUAUAAGACCCAGUUUGAUGAAGGAAAGGUGGAUGGCCGAAUGCUCCAUUACAUGAGUGUGGAUGACUUGCUGUCCUUGAAAGUUGUCAGCGUUCUCCACCACCUCAGCAUCAAAAGAGCCAUUCAAGUUUUAAGAAUAAAUAACUUCGAGCCCAACUGUCUGCGCAGGAGGCCAUCUGAUGAGAAUAACGUCACACCUUCUGAGGUCACCCAGUGGACCAAUCAUCGUGUGAUGGAGUGGUUACGCUCCGUUGAUCUGGCGGAGUAUGCUCCUAAUCUGCGGGGGAGCGGCGUGCAUGGGGGACUGAUGGUUUUGGAGCCUCGUUUCAAUGUAGAAACCAUGGCACAGUUGCUGAACAUCCCACCAAACAAGACGCUACUGAGACGGCACUUGGCAACACAUUUCAACCUCCUCAUUGGGCAGGAGGCCCAGCAGCAGAAACGUGAAGCCAUGGAGUCCCCAGACUACAUCCUCUUAACAGCAACUGCCAAAGUAAAGCCAAAGAAGCUUGCCUUCAGCAAUUUUGGGAGCCUGAGGAAGAAGAAGCAAGAUGAUGUGGAAGAGUACGUGUGUCCUAUGGAGCUGGGACGGGCAUCAGGAAGUGGAUCAAAGAAAGGUUUUAAGCCUGGCCUGGAUAUCCGAGUAUAUGACGAUGACGAUUUGGACAGGCUGGAGCAGAUGGAAGAUUCAGAAGGGACAGUGAGGCAAAUAGGAGCGUUUUCUGAAGGCAUCAACAACUUGACACACAUGUUGAAAGAAGAUGAAAUGUUCAAAGACUUUGCGACUCGCUCUCCUAGCACCAGUAUAACAGAUGAGGACUCCAACGUGUGACAGUAACCACCAGGCACUGACAAAGGCUCACUUUCCUAUGUGCAAGAAACGUCGUCAUCAUACGUGACGGGCAGCAGAUCAUGUACAUUACAUUGCUCUUGCUUCUGUUUGUUAGAAGUAAUAUUGGGGGGUGGAGAAUUUAAACAAAGAAAAAAAAGGAGGAAAAAAAGAAAAGGUGCCUACUCUAAAGUUGCCAUAAGAAACAGCCAGACACUGGUGAAUGGUAAUUGUUUUUACUAUAUUUAAUGUACAAACUGGUGAUACGUUUGAGUGUUGCAUUUAAAUUUACGUGGUAUCAUAGUGCUCCUUUUGCUUAUUCUCGGCCUCAGAUAAUCCUUUGUACUGUUUCAAAAUAACAGAAGAUGUUAGGUAGAAGUAUUGCAUCUGUAGAUAUUGUGCAUCAGCUUUCUCUAGGCUGUCAGCUGAAAAAAAGAUGUUACUGCUCUUUUUCAAGUGCAUUUGUUCAGCACAAAUAUCAGUUCUGCCCUUCCUACAGUAUCCAAUGUAGGAUUUUAGUCAUCCAUGCCUUGCAUAAA